Messenger RNA from Leucoraja erinaceus (little skate), 4659 nucleotides. It is a transcript of the gene hlcs, whose product is annotated as holocarboxylase synthetase (biotin-(proprionyl-CoA-carboxylase (ATP-hydrolysing)) ligase). Gene Ontology annotation, molecular function: biotin--[biotin carboxyl-carrier protein] ligase activity. Gene Ontology annotation, cellular component: cytoplasm. The record is from RefSeq and is a predicted model, not a curated record. Lineage: Eukaryota; Metazoa; Chordata; Chondrichthyes; Rajiformes; Rajidae. Gene Ontology annotation, biological process: protein modification process.
ACAGCCCCACCAGGGGGAGGCGGGGUCAGCACAAGGGGCGUGUUCAGCCUGGGGCGUUGAUUGACAGAACGGCCGUGGGAGGGGCGGGGUCAGCGGCGGGCGAUGAGGUGACGUGAUGACGCGAUGACGGUGAGCGGCUGCCCGCCCGCCCGCCAUGUUGAUCACGUUGUGCUACCUUUACCUGUGGCUUCGCUUCCAGAAAUGCUACGCCAUGAUCAUCUGCCGGGCCGUGCGGCGCUUCCACCGUCACACCAGCCUUGCCUUUGUCGUGCUGCCGCCGCCGCCGCCGCCGGACACCGACUGCCGAUCACGGGCCGUCGCGCCCACAGCGCCUGUGGAGAAGGUCUGUGUCCGGCUGGCCGACAGGGCUUUCCUGCUGGCCGAGCCCCAAAAGCUUUCUGAUGAUCUGAGUAAAUGGUCACUAUAUGAGCCCAAGAUAGCUAACCCUGAAUAUACUCAGCAUGGAAAGCAUAUUGUCUUUCUAAUAGAAGCUGCAUUGGAAAAUGUCUGUUUUGAUUCUAUCUCCGUUCCUUCUGAAAAGAUUUUAAAAUAUUCUGACUUGUGCACACCAUUGGCAUAUUUACUCGGCGAUCCCUACAAGUUAAUUGCUGAAACGAACGUGGAUGAUUUUAGCAGACUUGGAGUAGCCUUCAUGGAGAACAGACUACAGAUGGAUGAUAGAAUGGUACCUCGAAAAAUUAUUUCUUUGCAGAUUAAUGAAUCAGUUCAAAUGAAGUUACUGCAAUCAAAUGCUGUGUUUGAAAAAGCAAGCAAGAAACCAGGAGAUCCUCAGAUCCAAGAUAUUGUAGAUGAUACCUCUGCUAAAGAUACUUCUAGCAAACUGACGAAUGAGGCAACUGUGGGUUCAUUCGGUGAUGGCUAUUGUGCAGUUAGUUCUGGGAAGGCCCAACAACUAGACAUGGCAGAAAUCGCAGAAGUUCAUAGUAAAGAGUUCCACACAUCCCAAGAAGGAAUGGAACUUCAAAGCCACCAUCUUCACCUUGCCAGUUGCUCUGAGUGUUUGGAGAUGGAAAACAGUACCAUUGAAUCAGUCAGAUAUGCCUCGGCAGAUAAUCUACUGGACCUCUCUGAUGACUAUUGUGGAAGCUCUGAUGAAACGGUAAUAGGAGAGGACAAUUUAAUGGAAAAUACAAGGCAAAAUAACAAGAGUGGGAAGCCUCCCAAUGUGUUGAUAUAUGUUGGAUCCAAUUACAGUCAGUACUUGACGAAGUUUCAGCAAGUAAAGUCUAUUUUAAUUGAUUGCCUUGACAAUGAUAGGUAUGCUAUCUAUCCUCUUCUCGAAGAACAGAUUCUGACAGAGCCUUGGGCUGAUAAUUCUUUGUUACUGGUUGUGGCCUUGUGACAAGCCGUGUCUGAACAAAUUAAUGGACAAUUCAUGAGUUACUUGUCCAAAGGUGGGAAAAUAUUGGGACUCUGCACGCCAUUUUGUUUUGGUGAGAUCAAAAUAUCUCAUAAAAAUGAAUUGAAGGAAAAGAUUCACAGGUUUAGCUUCACGAAAUCUGAUGGCACUGAUGUAAUCCUGGAUGCUUUUACCAGUGGCAACAUUUUCUUAAAAGAGAUGAAUAGCACAGAGAAUGCCACAAAAGAUCUUGAGUUGUUGGGAAGUUUGACUGAUCUUGAAAAAGACAUGGUGAUUGUACGUCUAUCCUACGGAGAAAAAGGAGGAGAAGCCGUUCUCUGCCAGGUUCAUCUUGAAAUCCCUCCUGAUUCAACUGAGAUGCAAGAGGAUUUCACGGCACUUAAACAGAGCAAUGCACUACGAUAUGAAGUAUUGACAGAAAUCCUGAAACAUUUACAACUUAGUUGUGGACUUUCUGAAAUGCCACCAUUGACACCAGUGCAUCUGUUGGCCAAGGCAGAGGAGACUCAGCGUACUUUCCUUAGAUGGCUGCGGCCGCAACUGGAUGAAGAAGGUGUGCUUAAAUCGCCAAAGAUAUCUUUGAAAGUUGUAACAAAGCAUCAACCUGGAUUGGAGGCUACACCCAGCUCCUUGCCACUCAUUGUGGAUUCACAUAAAUUUUCAUCGGAAUAUUUUGACAUGAAAAUCUACUGUGAAAAUCUUCAAACACAACUGUUGGGUCAAUUAAUUUUCUUCAGUGAAGUGAUCCCAACUACGAUGGACGUAUUUGAUGGGUUGAUGCUUCAGUUGCCAGAGGAAGUAGGGCUAAUUGCUAUUGCAGUUCGACAAACACAAGGCAAAGGUCGUGGACAAAAUAUAUGGAUUAGUUCCAUCGGCAGCGCCAUGUUCACAAUCCAAGUUCGGAUUCAAUUGAACUCUCAGCUUGGACAGAACAUUUCAUUCCUACAGCAUUUAGUUGCACUGGCUGCUGUGGAGUCUGUCUUAUCCAUUCCAGGUUAUGAGGACAUUGACUUGAAGGUUAAAUGGCCAAAUGAUAUUUACUUCGGUAAUCUCAUGAAGCUGGGUGGUGUCCUGGUCAAUUCUACUUUGAUGGGAACAACUUUUCACAUGCUUGUUGGCUGUGGAUUCAACGUAGCUAACAGUAACCCAACUAUAUGCAUCAAUGAUAUAAUUCAACAACAUAACAAAGUGCACGGAACGCAUCUGCAGCUGCUGCGAACAGACCAGUUGAUGGCUAGAACAGUCACGGUCCUUGAAAAUCUGAUCAGCACUUUCCAAACCGAAGGGGCAAAUGGAGUUUUGCCACUUUAUUAUAAGAGAUGGGUGCACAGUGGCACACAGGUGCGAUUAUGGAAGGAGGACGGUCCUGCAGCGUGGAUUAUUGGGCUGGAUGAUUCUGGCUUCCUUCAGGUGCUUCAGGAAGGUGAUAAUAAUAUUGUUACAGUGCAACCUGACGGGAACUCGUUUGACAUGCUUCGUAAUCUUAUCAUCACCAAGCAGCAUUAGAGUGGACCAGGAUGUGUGGAGCAUUUGCUGUCCCAGAACAGCUGGAUAGAUUAUAUGUUCCUUUUAAUUCACUUGCGCUGUGAGUCUUUUCUACCAGCAGUGCCAUAAUUUCAGACGUUUCAGGGCACUCUGCUUGGUAAUGGAGAGGUCAGUCUUUUGCCAGAGGGAAUAUAAAGUUGCUGAGGUUUGGGUAUUGGUAAAAUAUGUUCAGGUAAAAAGUUAGUUAAGAUGCUUGCAAAAGUUGUCCCACAUACAGGAAGCAAUCUUUAUGUUUUGUAAAGUAAAUAAAACCAAAAAUUGUAUCUUGUUUCACUUCAAAGGGGAGGGAAAUAGGACCAAUUUCACAAGCAAUCUCCUGUCGCUGAGGGUUCAUAUCAUCAUAAAACCAUAAGACAUAUGAGCAGAAUAAGGCCAUUCAGCCCAUCUAGUAUGCUCUGCCAUUCGAUCAUGGCUAAUCUAUUUUUCCCUCUCAACCCCAUUCUCCUGCCUUCUCCCCUUAACCCUUGACACUCUUACAAAUUAAAAACCUAUCGAUCUCCGAUUUUAAAAUACUCAAUGACUUGGCCUCCAAUACUGCCUGCGGCAAUAAAUUCCACAGAUUCACCACCCUCUGUCUAAAUAAAUUCCUCCUCCUCUCCAUUGUAAAGGUGCAUCAUUUUAUAUUGAGUGUGCCCUACUGGUCUUAGCCUCUUACUAGUGGAAACAUCCUCUCCACAUCCACUCUAUUUGGGCCUUUCAUUAUUUGGUAAGUUUCAAUGAUAUCCCCUACACUAAGACCAAGAAGGUACCCAAACAUUACUAGCGACAGUUUUCAAUAAAGAAAGAUUAAUGCAGGGGUGCAUUAAGAAAUACCCUCUUAGUUACACAUGCUCUGAUUGACUGUUUUUCUAGCAUCACAACCUCCUAACUUAAAAUCCUAGCUCUCAGCGCAGCAGAGAAUUAUCUAUUUAUCCCUUAUUUUGAUGUGAGAGUCAAAACCUUUUAAUUGCAGUAUGUACCAACAAUGGAACAAUGAAAUUCUUACUUGUAGCUACAUAACAGGUUGGUAAACCUCUAAAUGCUCCACCUAUUUGCAACUACUCCUCAGGACCUGCCUGAAGGCCACUACUGACGUCUGAACAGGCAAAUAUCAGUCUAAACCCAAUGAGCAAAUUACACAAGGGCACUGAUCACCGAGAACAUCUGGCAGGUUUUAUGGGAAUGAGCUCUGAACAGGAAUUUCCCACCAAUCUCUUCAGAUAUGCUGCCCACUUCAUUCACAUCUGUGGUCUGAUACUUGAUGAUUUAUCCUAAUGUUUUCCUCACAACAGGUAGAUGAAUACCAUCAUUACAGCAAUAACUGUGCCUUUAUACAGCUGAUUGCAGCUUGUAUAUUCAGUCUUUUUUUUGGUAGUACAGGCUAGGAAGUUUUUAUAACAAGAUUUUCUUGUCCUGAUUGCGCAUAAUAGAAACUUAUGUUGAUAUCGUUUUGGUAGGACUUUCAUUCAGAAUUUUACUUCAACAUGGAAACACUCCUACAAGUUUGCACUGAAUGAUUAUUUUUGAGUUUUCAAUGAAAAAUAGUAACCUCAAAAACAAAACUAGUAUUUAUUCAAGGAAAUAUUCCAAUUGAAAUGUUAUCUUUUCUAUGUUCAUAUGUAAAAUAUGUAACAUGUUGAAAAUACAGGUCUUGGUUUUAACUUGUUUGAUAGAAAAAUUACUUCUGAAGUUAAUUUAAUGCGUUAUUUUUGAUGUUUAUACAAAAAUAAAUCGAUUUUUUAUAACUGACCUGG